UUAAAACGCACGUGCUGAGCCAUUUUUCUGCAAAUUAGAUCUUUUUUUUUGCUACGUCCUCGCUGCAUGCAGUAUAAUCGUUAAUAUGGAUAAAGUGUACUAAUCAUAAUAUUCCCUAACUUAACGGACUACCUCGACUGCCGAUGUCUUGCUGCAGAGGUAAAAUAAUCAUUCCCUUGUGCGGAUACGUAACUCAGUUUGUAUCGUACCAACAUGGGGUUCAAGAAACAAAAAGCUAGCAGAUGGCGAAAAUUAAACGCCAUCUUCGCUGCAGCGCUGAAGAGAAUGGUCCUCCCAAAGCUGUGCCAAAUAGCAGUGGCACUCAUCGUGUGUAAGGUGUUUUCCAAUGCUAGCGCAAAACAAUGUAGCGUGGGUGAAGUCUCCAAAUUUGGUAUGAUGCUUCAACGUCACACCUUUAAAAGGAUCACGGGAGCUGCCCGGGAGAACGUGUGUUACCAUGAGUGUGUCGCUAACAUCCGAUGCCGAAGUUUCAACUACGUUUUCACUCAAAACAUUUGUGAAUUAAAUAACCGCAGCAAGGAGGCUGCGCCUGAGGAUUAUGUUCCGAACCCCGAGCGGUAUUACUUCAAACGGGAACAGAACAGAAUCGCUCUCGGUUCCAUUCCUGAGCUGCCCGCAGAGACUUGCCAGGAAAUCAAAAUGAGUGAAGGAGGACAUGUGGUCAGCGGCAGAUACUGUUUUUUUUCGAUUGUACCCGGAAAGACUGUUCAGUCUCCAUGUGACAUGAAAACUGAAGGUAACUGAAAUCAUAGUUUUUUUUUUCAUAUUAUUGCCCCCUGAGACAAAGGAGAACUCAGUGAAAAAUAAUUGAACCAUAUACUGACCUGUUGACAACAACAAACCCAUGUAAGGCAUCCAAGAAACUAAACUUGUUUUUCCUCAUCUAAGGUCUUGUUGAAAGUAAAGAGUUUUAAGAAUUUUUUAGAUUUGCACACCUUUCCGUGACAGUUGUUUUUGAUUAGCAUAACAAACAUGUUCAAAUGGUUUCUAAGUGACG
Molecule: messenger RNA, 1018 nt
Organism: Stylophora pistillata
Lineage: Eukaryota; Metazoa; Cnidaria; Anthozoa; Scleractinia; Pocilloporidae
Molecular function (GO): calcium ion binding
Source: RefSeq, a predicted model, not a curated record